Messenger RNA from Protopolystoma xenopodis, 261 nucleotides. Lineage: Eukaryota; Metazoa; Platyhelminthes; Monogenea; Polystomatidea; Polystomatidae. The record is from the annotation of a GenBank genome assembly.
AUGCAACAAUCUCUUUGCGUCCCGGGUCGGGUAAGUCCCUCCAAACUCUUUGAGAAGAGCAGACCGGCUGACAAGGCUAGAAAUCAGGCAUCUCUUUUGGCUGGCGAGAGCUGGGAACCAGACAGAGUUGGACCUUUGUGUCUUGCUGCCGUUGCUGAAAAUUACGAUGAACUAGCAGCGGCUGUUACAGUGACUGCCUCUAAGAGCCUGAAUUCUCCGCAUAACUGUCAGGAAAUAGAAACACUUGGUUCCUGCUCAUAG